CCAUUAAAUUAUUGAGCAAUCAAAUAAAUUACUCUAAAUCUCUUUCAUGGGGGCCAUCAAUUAUUUUUUCUUGUUUUCUUUAGACAAGUAGGUUUAUGACUUCGGUGCUGGUAAACUCUUAAUUGCCGACAGUUUGAUUCAUGACUCGAGUUCAACCCUUUGUUUUACUUUACACGAAAGGGGUCUUCUAAUUUUCUGGAAUCUUCGUUUUGCGAUUGAAUGCUGACAAUCAGAUGCUUUCAAAGGUACCCACGAAUCUCCCACCUCAUUUGAAUAUCAAUUUCAUCAAAAAGUAUUUGAAUUCGGGAGAUUUAGCACGCGCCCGCCAACUGUUUGAUGGAAUUUCCCACCCAGAUGUACAGUCAUGGACAUUGUUGAUUUCAGCUUAUACAAGGAGUGGUCGAUGUCGAGAAGCGAUAAAACUUUAUACGGAACUGAGAAACAGCAGAAAGAUUAAUCCGGAUAAGUUUGUCAUUUUAGCCGUUGCCAAGGCAUGUGCAGUUUCGGGGGAUUUAGUGAAGGCGAAAGAAGUUCAUUUCGAUGCUGUGAACUACAGGGUUAGUUCAGAUUUGCUGUUGGGAAAUGCUUUGAUUGACAUGUAUGGGAAAUGCAAGUAUUCUGAAGGUGCAGAAAGAGUCUUUGAUGAUUUAAAGAUGAAGGAUGUGAUUACUUGGACAUCGUUUUGCUCUUGUUACGUUAACUGCGGGCUUCCAAUAAAAGCUCUUCGGGUUUUCCGACAAAUGGGUCUGAGUGGAACUAGGCCUAACGCAAUGACAUUGUCUUCCAUACUUCCUGCUUGCUCGGAUUUGAAGUAUUUAAAUUUUGGGAGAGAGAUUCAUGGUUUUGGUAUCAAGAAUGGGAUGGGAGAUAAUGUGUUUGUGAAUAGUGCACUUGUGGAUAUGUAUUCUAGCUGUUCGAGCAUUAAGAAUGCUGAAUUAGUGUUUAAUAACACGCCGCAGCUUGAUGUUGUGUCAUGGAAUGUCAUUAUAUCAGCAUAUUUUUCGAACGGCGACUGCACAAAGGCACUUAACAAGUUCCUUCAGAUGAGAAGCCAAGGAGUCAAGUUAGACAUUGUUUCUUGGAAUUCUGUCAUUUCUGGGUGCGCUGAUAAUGGAAAAGCACAAGAAGUAAUAGAGUUACUUGGAGACAUGCAAAAACUAGGAUGCAAGCCCAAUCAAAUCACCAUUACAAGCCUGUUAACUGCUUGUACUAUGUUAGAAGUUUGGAAGGGAGGAAGGGAGAUUCAUGCGUAUAUUUUCAGACACUGUUUUAUGGAUGAUUUGGCAGCCAGUACUGCACUAAUGUUCAUAUAUGCCAAGAGUGGUGACUUAGAAAUGUCCAAACGACUAUUUUGUACGAUGCCGUUGAAGGACACUGUUGUAUGGAACACAAUUAUUCUUGCUAACUCGAUGCAUGGCCGAGGAGAGGAAGCUUUAUCGCUCUUCAAUGAAAUGGUGGGCUUAGGUGUGAAACCUAACUCCGUUACUUUUACAGGUGUUCUAUCCGGUUGUAGCCACUCACAGAUGGUGGAUGAGGGGCUCUCGAUUUUCCAUUCGAUGAGUAAGGAUCAUAAGGUUGAACCUGAUGUAGAGCAUUAUUCCUGCAUGGUUGAUGUUCUUAGCCGUGGCGGUCGUUUAGCAGAGGCAUAUGAAUUCAUCCAAGAAAUGCCCGUUGAACCAACUCCAAGUGCAUGGGGAGCUUUACUUGGAGGGUGUCGGAUAUAUAAGAAUGUGGAUCUAGGGCGAACUGCUGCAAACCGAUUAUUUGAAAUUGAGCCGAAUAAUCCUGGGAAUUAUGUUUUACUCUUCAACAUCCUUGUGAGUGCCAAACUGUGGGGAGAAGCUUCUGAAACGAGGAAGUUGAUGAGAGACAGAGGGAUUAGGAAAGUUCCUGGCUGCAGUUGGGUUCGAGUGAAGAAUCGAGUGUAUACGUUUGUUGUUGGUGAUAAGAGUAACGAUAAGAUCGAUGACAUCUAUAAAUUUUUGGAUGAAAUACGGUUGAAGAUGAAAUUAGCUGGUUAUUUUCCUGAUACCGAGUUUGUUCUACAAGAUUUGGAUGGGGAGGAGCAGGAAGAUAGUCUGUGCAAUCAUAGCGAGAAGCUGGCUGUUGCUUUUGGUAUACUCCAUUUGAAAGGCGAAUCUUCCGUUACAGUGUUUAAGAAUUUGAGGAUAUGCGGUGAUUGUCACAGCACUAUUAAGUUCAUAGCGAAGUUUGUAGGAGUGCAAGUGAUUGUUAGAGACUCUUUGAGGUUUCACCAUUUUACGGAUGGGAUAUGUUCAUGUGGUGAUUUUUGGUGACACCACACUUCGAAUUUGAUUAAGAUGAAGCAUACUAUUGGAGUUUUCUAGUGGAUCGAAUACUGUGAAACGCAACCAAAUUCUAUACAGUUUCGUCAAAGAGAAAAAACCAUGGACAAGAAAUACGUGGAAUAAAGAUCGUCAAAUCGCAAUAAACAAGAAGAUAUUCCCAUGAGAAGGUAUAACUAUUUACGCUCGAGAAUUUACUAUGUUAUCGUCGAUUUCUUCUGCUAUGUCCAAUUAUAAUCAUUCUGCAUAUAGUUGGUAAGUUCCAUUAAACAUGUUCGAGUUGCUUUCGUUAAUCAUCAUUUGAAGAACAUAUAUUGAUUGAAAGAAAAACCACACUAAUAUACAAAGCAUGAUAGUGAUCUCAGUUCUUCUCCAACACUAUAAAUGGAGUUUCAAUGAUCCCCUUUUUUUUUCCCAGUUACAGCAAAAACUCAAAAA
Erythranthe guttata (spotted monkey flower) is the source of this 2744-nucleotide messenger RNA. Its product is annotated as pentatricopeptide repeat-containing protein At1g20230. Gene Ontology annotation, biological process: RNA modification. The record is from RefSeq and is a predicted model, not a curated record. Gene Ontology annotation, molecular function: zinc ion binding; protein binding; RNA binding. NCBI's taxonomy places the organism in Eukaryota, Viridiplantae, Streptophyta, Magnoliopsida, Lamiales, Phrymaceae.